Puccinia graminis f. sp. tritici CRL 75-36-700-3 is the source of this 750-nucleotide messenger RNA. RefSeq lists its product as uncharacterized. The transcript has a single exon. The record is from RefSeq and is a predicted model, not a curated record. Gene Ontology annotation, biological process: double-strand break repair via homologous recombination. Bases 1 to 750 code for a protein of 249 amino acids. Gene Ontology annotation, molecular function: ATP binding; 3'-5' DNA helicase activity; four-way junction helicase activity. Lineage: Eukaryota; Fungi; Basidiomycota; Pucciniomycetes; Pucciniales; Pucciniaceae. Gene Ontology annotation, cellular component: cytoplasm; chromosome.
AUGCCACCAACCAAAAACAAGUCAACAAAAACUAGCUUGGCAAAGAAAUGGAUCCGAAUGGAGGAGACCGAAUUGCAACAAGCUAUAGUCGACGACUGCUUGCCACGCUACCCUGAGAAUGAGCCCCCUAAGCCGGUCCAAGUUGAUGCGGUGGCAAAUCUAGUUAAAGGAAGACAUACUUUUGUUAUGGCCGGAACCGGUUGCGGGAAAUCUCGUAUCUCAGAGAUGUACUACAAUCUAUUCGCCAAAACAAAAAAGGCCGUCAUCCUCGUUUUGAAUCCGCUCAAUGCCUUGGGAGAUAAUCAAGUCAAAGAGAAGGUUGCCCAGAAGUACACAGCUGUCAACCUGAAAAAUCAAAACUUCACUCCAGAAGUUGCCGCCGAUAUACAGAAAGGGACAUACAAUUUCGUCUACCUAAGUCCUGAGGUCUUCUUGAACAAUCAAACAUUCUCCGAAAUCUAUCACAACCCAACCUUCCAAGAUCGCCUUGCGUUGAUUGUUGUCGACGAAGCACACAUGCUGUACAGCUGGGGUCUUGUUGCAAACAAGGAAGCAAAAAAGUCGUCUGCACACAAGCAACAUCAAGAUCGAGCCGUAUUUCGGCCGUCAUACGGGGACCUGGGCCGUCAGAUGAUGGCUACGGAGAAUACUAGAGCUGGUCGCUACGCAUCCGGAUAUCCGCGCGGAUGCGGAUAUCCGGCUGCUUUUUCAGGCCAAAUGGCCAUCCGAAUCCGCAUCCGCACCCGCUAG